Molecule: messenger RNA, 2295 nt
Organism: Elephantulus edwardii (Cape elephant shrew)
Lineage: Eukaryota; Metazoa; Chordata; Mammalia; Macroscelidea; Macroscelididae
Gene: CREB5
Product: cAMP responsive element binding protein 5
Exons: 11
Coding region: 93-1598 (501 amino acids)
Biological process (GO): regulation of transcription by RNA polymerase II
Molecular function (GO): cAMP response element binding; DNA-binding transcription factor activity, RNA polymerase II-specific
Source: RefSeq, a predicted model, not a curated record
UUUUAGUGGUGGAGCCAAUUUAUUUCUGAAAUGAUCUCAUUUACCUGAAAGAGGAGUACAUAUUUAUUUUCAGGAUAUAUGAGGAAUCCAAGAUGAAUUUGGAGCAGGAGAGGCCAUUUGUCUGCAGUGCUCCAGGCUGCUCCCAGCGCUUCCCAACAGAGGACCACCUGAUGAUUCAUAGGCACAAGCAUGAAAUGACUUUGAAGUUUCCCUCAAUAAAAACAGAUAAUAUGUUAUCAGAUCAGACGCCAACUCCAACAAGAUUCCUGAAAAAUUGUGAGGAAGUGGGCCUCUUCAACGAGUUGGACUGUUCCCUGGAGCACGAGUUCAGGAAAGCCCAGGAAGAGGAGAGCAGCAAGCGGAACAUCUCGAUGCAUAAUACGGUCGGUGGAACCAUGACAGGGCCCGGAGCUCACCAGCUUGGCGGCUCCAGGAUGUCCAACCAUGACACCAGCGUUGUGAUUCAGCAAGCCAUGCCGUCUCCUCAGUCCAGCUCCGUCAUCACACAGGCCCCGUCCACCAACCGCCAGAUUGGGCCUGUCCCAGGCUCUCUAUCUUCUCUGCUACACCUCCACAACAGACAGAGACAGCCCAUGCCAGCCUCCAUGCCCGGGACCCUGCCCAACCCCACAAUGCAGGGCUCCUCCGCCGUCUUGAUGCCAAUGGAGAGACAAAUGUCCGUGAACUCCAACAUCAUGGGGAUGCAAGGCCCAAAUCUCAACAACCCUUGUGCUUCUCCCCAAGUUCAGCCAAUGCAUUCAGAAGCCAAAAUGAGGUUGAAGGCCGCAUUGACUCACCACCCUGCCGCCAUGUCAAAUGGGAACAUGAGCACCAUGGGACACAUGAUGGAGAUGAUGGGCUCCCGGCAGGACCAGACGCCACACCAUCACAUGCACUCACACCCGCAUCAGCACCAGACACUGCCACCCCAUCACCCCUACCCGCACCAGCACCAGCACCCGGCACACCAUCCUCAUCCUCAAGCCCAUCACCAGCAGAAUCACCCCCAUCAUCACUCUCAUUCCCACCUUCAUGCACACCCAGCGCAUCACCAGACCUCUCCACACCCGCCCCUUCAUUCCGGCAACCAAGCACAGGUAUCACCAGCAACACAACAGAUGCAGCCGACCCAGACGAUACAGCCGCCGCAGCCCACAGGGGGACGCCGGCGGAGGGUGGUGGACGAGGACCCCGAUGAGCGCCGGAGGAAAUUUCUGGAACGGAACCGGGCAGCUGCCACCCGUUGCAGACAGAAGAGGAAGGUCUGGGUGAUGUCACUGGAAAAGAAGGCAGAAGAACUCACCCAGACAAACAUGCAGCUUCAGAAUGAAGUGUCCAUGUUGAAAAACGAGGUGGCACAGCUGAAACAGUUGUUGUUAACACAUAAAGACUGCCCCAUAACAGCCAUGCAGAAAGAAUCACAAGGAUAUCUAAGUCCAGAGAGUAGCCCUCCUGCGAGCCCUGUCCCGGCUUGCUCCCAGCAACAAGUCAUCCAGCAUAACACCAUCACCACCUCCUCGUCUGUCAGUGAGGUCGUAGGAAGCUCCACCCUCAGUCAGCUCACCACUCACAGAACAGACCUGAAUCCAAUUCUUUAAAACCCAAGGCCUCAGACCUUGCCUCCUAGAAGAGCUGUAGCGUACCUUCUAAGGGCGUUUCUAGAAUGAUCUCCGACCUGGAAGACUCCUCAACCCUUCAAAGACUGACUUUCAUUUUUUUUAAUAGUUAUUAUGGAAAUGUCUUUUAUACUUAGUUAUAUAAGAAAAAAAAAGGGAGUUAUGCAAUUAAUACCUGUCCGCUUGGGAAAUGCUUUGGUGCUUUUCUCCAAUUUUCUGGUACCAGUUACUUGUUUAUAAAUUGAACCCUUUCUGUACAUAGUCAUGGCUUCAUACUAAACAGUCCCACUCUUUACCUGAAACAGUGAAUCAUGUGAAACUGCAGCUUUUAGCCAAAACGAGGCCUGCGUGAUUUUCAGGUAGAACCCACUGGAAGUGACCAACGGCAUCGUAACACGUGUUGUGUUUUUGGCAGUCACAUCACCAGUUCUCAGAUAAACACAGAGCCUUUCCCACAAUUUCCUUUUCUCUUAUUAUAACAAAAAUGUAUAAGAUCCAUUGAUGUCCAGCCCAAAUCACCAAGCAUCUCACCAGCCUUUUGGGCCACUUGCUCCCUUGUUCCGUUUUCCUCUCUAUUUCCAGUUUUUCCCUUGGGCUCACUAUUUACUCUUCAUUUCUACUAUCUUUUUUCCCCUCCUUUAGCCUUUUAUGUAAAAAUGAAAAAAAAAGUUUAAAGAAA